AUGAGUCACACCUCUCUAUUUCCACUCUCAGUAGCAAAACAUCUAACCCAACUUGAGGAGUUGAAGAUCAUUAAAUGUGGCAUUGUGGAACUCAUUGAGAAGGAAGGACUAGAUUUGAAGGUUGUGUUCCCAAGGUUAACCUCCCUCAAGCUUAAGGAACUAACAGAGUUGAAGUGCAUCUGUACCAGACAUGCUUUACGUUGGCCAGCAUUGAAGAACUUGGAGGUGCAGGGCUGUAACAAAGUGGAGAUAUUUGCUUCGCAACCUAAGAAUGAGAUGCCUCUUCAUAAACAACCCUUGUUCUUGAUAGAAAAGGGUGCAUUCCCAAAUCUGCAAGAGUUAAAAUUGGAUUUAUCCGGAGGGAUGGCGAUAUGGCAUGGGUAUUUUGAUGAUGGCAAAUUCUUCAGCAGGCUUAGAGUUCUUGAGCUUCAUCAUUUCUCAAAGGCACUCGAAUUGGUAGCUGGACUAGAGUUUAUGCGGCUAUCUGAGUUCCCCGAGCUGAUUGGAAAAUGGCACAGCAAACUCAUUCCCAUCGGGUUAUCUUGCAACUUGAGAUAUGCUUUCAAUCCAUUGAUGGCUCAGUGUCUUGCCAAUCUAAGGCGGGUGGAAAUAAAGGAGUGUGAUCGAAUGGAAGGAGUGAUUGAAGAGGAAGAAGGGCAGCAAAGCGCAUUGGAGAAGAUUACAUUCCCGAAUCUUGACGAGAUGAAGCUAGAAUGCUUGCCCAAUUUGACUAGCUUCCUUUCGGGGAAGAAUCAAAUAUUGGAAUGCCCUAACUUAAGAGAGUUGACCAUUGCCCAUUGCCCCAAGAUGAGUAGUUUGACUGGACAAUCCUUGCUAGAGAUUGACCACUGCAGUCCUUCACUUUUUAGCCCACAGUGCGACAUCAGUGAGGACGACACGGUUGGCCUCAAACCGAGCCGCAAUGAGCCUAGGAGCCUAGCCGAGCUCGAUGACGUUCUUGCCAAUGAGAGGGAAUGGGCGGAAGUGAGCUUCGAUAAAGAUCCACUUGGAGAGGAUGAGGGUGGUGUCCUAGUGCCAGGAUCUAGUAAGGGGCCAACAUGUGACUGA
Molecule: messenger RNA, 1068 nt
Organism: Eucalyptus grandis
Lineage: Eukaryota; Viridiplantae; Streptophyta; Magnoliopsida; Myrtales; Myrtaceae
Exons: 5
Coding region: 1-1068 (355 amino acids)
Source: RefSeq, a predicted model, not a curated record